AUGUCUGCUGACUUUGCGAUCCUCUCCGAGUCCACGCUGCACGACCGCUACCUUCGGGUCGAGAGUCGGCUUGUGCGCUACCCGGACGGCCGAGAGGUUGCGUUUGACAUCGUGGGUCACCCAAAGAACGAGCACCACUUCGUCGUCGUCUUUGUCUACUUUACCGCUCGCCGCUCGGCCGUGCUGCUCCGCGAGUUUGCCCAGGCUGCGCUGCCGCAGCGUGGCUCGCUCGCAAACCUGCCGACGGGGGGCUUCGAUCCGCGCAAGCACGCGAGCCGCGCGGAAGCCGCACGCGCCGAGCUGUCCGAGGAGGCGCAGCUUCGCGGCGGCGAGUGGGUCUGCCUCCUUCCGCCCGACCACCCCGGCGUCCUCGAGGCAAAGUGGUGCCGCAACCGCUUCACUCCCUUCCUCUGCAUCGACCCGGAGCCCGACCCGGCUCACGGCGCACUCGACGCCGAGGAGCACCUCACGGCGCAGGAGGUGCCGCUGCAGGCGGUCUUGUCGGCGAUGCACGGCGGCGACAUGCUGCUCCCCGCCGUCCACACUUGCAGCUGCGCCCUCGCCUGGCUCAGGCAGCACCGCAGGGUCGUCGACUCGCCGCUCGCGCCGCCAGGCGGCUGCGAAGGCGGCCGUGGGAGAGGCUUCACUGUGCGCCGCCUCUCCCGCGCCUCCGAUGCCUCGCUCUACGGCCGCUGCCUCGGCUUGCGCGCGUCCCUCCUCUGGCCGCGCGAAUCGCCGCCGCCGUCCGCUGCCGACUACGACACCGCUGACGGCGAGGCGACCUUCUUCGCGGCCGUGCGGUGCACGGGCCAGGGCGGGGAGGAGGAGGCGGAGCUCCUGGGCACCGCGAUGCUGCACGACGGCAGGCUGCGGCAGGUGGUCGCAGUGCCCGCCGCGAGGGGGCAGGGCGUCGGCGCCGCGCUCGUCAGCGCGGCGGCGGAAGCCGCUCGCGCCGAGGGGCGCGACGAGCUCUCCGUGGGGGCUUGGGCGACCAGCGAGACCUUCUACUCGCGAUGCGGCUUCGAGCCGGACAGCGAGCCGUACGAGUCCAACGGCAUGAGCUGCCGCAGGCUGCGGCUGAGACUGGCGCAGGCUGGCGCGUGA
Molecule: messenger RNA, 1104 nt
Organism: Emiliania huxleyi CCMP1516
Lineage: Eukaryota; Haptophyta; Isochrysidales; Noelaerhabdaceae
Exons: 1
Coding region: 1-1104 (367 amino acids)
Molecular function (GO): acyltransferase activity, transferring groups other than amino-acyl groups
Source: RefSeq, a predicted model, not a curated record